UAGUACUUUUAAGUACAUGUACGUUUGAACACUUCAGUAUUUUCAAAAUGGAGUACUUUAAUACUUUAACUUGAGUAGAUGUUUGAACAAGUAACUUUUACUUUUAAGUAAGAUUUGAUUAUGAGUAUCAAUACUUCUACUGAAGUACUAAUGUUGAUGCUGAUGGUUGAGGGGCACAUCCUACUCUGACAUUUACAUAACAAGCUGGUUAAAAUUGUAGUUUUAUUUUGAAGGAAGUUAUGUGGCAGGUGCUUUUAUUUUGACAGACUGCAGUUCCAGCAUGUGUCUAAUUAAGCAAAUUACAGCCUCCUUUUUUUGCUUGCUUGACUAAUAGAACAACAAAACUCUGCUGGAAAAAAAAGGAAAAUAGAGGGAUGUUUUGUUGUUUGAAAAUUCUCCCUCUGCCUCUAAAGAUCUGCCUUGGAAUAUGCCUCCAGCAGGAUGUCUCAGAGGAGAGUAAAAAAGCCAAAAUGAAGAACUCCGUCAUUGAACAGGACCUUUGUGAACAUGCCAGGGUGGAAAGUGAUGUCAUCAAAAUCCUAAUGCUUGGAGUUGCAGAAAGUGGAAAGAGCACAAUAAUCAAACAAAUCAAGAUAAUACAGAGCAGCGGCUUCUCCACACAGGAACUUCUCAGUUUCAAGCCUGCAGUGCUGGAUAACCUUCUCACCUCCAUAAAGAUUGUUCUGCAUGGAAUGGGCAAGCUGAGGAUAAACCUUGCAUACAAGAAGAACAAGAUCCAGGCUCGCUCCAUUUUGUCCUGCAGCCAGUGUUUGGGAGACGACCAGGAGCUGCUCCCUUUUGUCGCCCAAGCCUUCUGUGCUCUUUGGUCCGACCCAGGGGUGAGGGCUGCUGUAGCCAGAGGAUACGAGUACGAGCUGAACGACUCUGCCCUCUACUUUUUUGAAAAUAUAAGUCGAAUCAUCUCCCCUGCCUACAUUCCCACUGAAGCCGAUGUUCUGAGGGUCAGAGUGAGAACCUGUGGAAUCAUUGAGACGCACUUUCAAGUUGAAGAAACAAUCUUUAGACUGUAUGAUGUUGGAGGCCAGCGGAGUGAGAGGAGGAAGUGGCUGAGUUGCUUUGAUUCUAUCCACGCUGUGCUGUUUGUUGUGGCCCUCACUUCCUAUGAUCAGACUCUGCUGGAGGAUCCAUCAAUGAAUCGACUUCAGGAAAGUCUUGAACUAUUUUCAUCAGUAUGCUCUAACAAAGUGUUCCAGAAAAACUCCCUGAUUUUGUUCCUCAACAAAACUGACCUUUUCCGGGAGAAGAUCCUGCACUCUGGGAGACACUUGAGAGUUUACCUUUCAUGCUAUGAAGGAGCAGACUGUGACGUGGAUGCUGCAGCUCACCAUAUCGCUGCCAUGUUUUCAGCCUGCAACAUGGACUCCAGCCGGCCUGUGUACCACCACUUCACCACAGCCACCGAUACUGAAAGCAUGGAGGCUGUUUUCCACAUGGUUAUUGAUCAGAUCAUCAAAGAGAACCUAGCAUCUGUCCAGAUGUUGUAGGUCUACAGUGCGUCAUGAUGAUUACUAUGAUUUUUAUGUAAGAUUUUAUUUUUGUGUUUUAGCACAUUUUAAAAUUAUUUAUCUGACAGUGCUUUUUUAAACUGUUGUGUUUCUUUAAUAAAACUAUUUA
Molecule: messenger RNA, 1635 nt
Organism: Cyprinodon tularosa
Lineage: Eukaryota; Metazoa; Chordata; Actinopteri; Cyprinodontiformes; Cyprinodontidae
Product: guanine nucleotide-binding protein G(o) subunit alpha-like
Exons: 10
Coding region: 375-1505 (376 amino acids)
Biological process (GO): adenylate cyclase-modulating G protein-coupled receptor signaling pathway
Cellular component (GO): heterotrimeric G-protein complex
Molecular function (GO): G protein-coupled receptor binding; G-protein beta/gamma-subunit complex binding; guanyl nucleotide binding
Source: RefSeq, a predicted model, not a curated record